Messenger RNA from Ziziphus jujuba (common jujube), 2710 nucleotides. RefSeq lists its product as uncharacterized. NCBI's taxonomy places the organism in Eukaryota, Viridiplantae, Streptophyta, Magnoliopsida, Rosales, Rhamnaceae. The transcript has 4 exons. The coding region runs from base 380 to 2530 and encodes 716 amino acids. The record is from RefSeq and is a predicted model, not a curated record.
GCUUUAAACAAAAUAUUCAUUAGUUACCCUAGAUUUCUCUCCGCGGUACAUAUUCUCUGUUAUGCUGAGCUGCCAAGUGGCGUGGUACUACUGGUCUUUAAAAACUUUAUUUGGAAUGCCAGUGACAGGAUCUUUUCCUUAAUGAGUAUUAAACGUAACGGUAACGAAGCGGCUGAAUUCAAACAAUGAGAGUAGCGCACAUUUGAAUUUGAAAUCUGUAACGGCCAAAUGAGCUGUUGUACUAGUACCUAGUGGCCUUCUUCUUUUUCUGUAAUCUUCUUCUCGGCUCCCCAGACACUCACAGAGCUAAGCUAAAGCUCUAUCUCACUCUCACUCUACCUCUUGCACACACAUCACGUGCACCUGACGCGCACACACUAUGGCUUCUCUGACUCAAGGUAUCCUCCUGAAGCUCCUUCAGUCCAUGAACUCCAACGUCCGAGUCACCGGCGACCACCGCUCCGCUCUUCUACAAGUCAUCGGCAUCGUGCCAGGUCUCGCCGGUUCUGAUCUCUGGCCCAACCAUGGAUUUUACGUCCAGCUCUCCGACUCCCUCAACUCCACCUACGUUUGCCUCUCCGACCGAGACUACGAUCUCAUCCUCACAAACCGAUUGCAGCUCGGCCAGUUCGUCUACGUCGACCGGUUCGAAUUCGAUUCGCCGUUCCCACGGGUCUGUGGUAUUCGUCCGAUUGCUGGACGCCACUCGUUUGUUGGAAGUCCUGAACCACUGAUUGCCCGAAUUUCUGCUUCCAAGAGGGAAUUCGUGAUUCAACCCGUCUCCGAUUCGGACCAGUCCGUGGAUCCGAUUGCGGCUUACUUAUCUAGCAAGAAGCCUGAGGAAGCUCGGAGCGAGAAUAGGGAAUGGAAGAUUGAAUCCAAACCCGAAAAAGGCAGAGCAAGUUCAAGGCAGCCUCUUGCGCCACGAGAUAAUAUUAAUAUACCAGUUGGCAAUUCUGAUGAAACCAAGGUCUCUGAUAGGCCUUCGAGGUUUUCGUCUCCUGCUGGUGCUAAGAGAUCAGCAUCGAUCGGGAAGAAGAAUGUAGCUGCAGCGGAAAGAGAUCCAUCACCUGCUGGAAAAGGAAAAAGAUCAGUAUCUCCGGCACCUUCGAAAUGCGCGGUUCCGAGUUUAGUGGCAGCUCGUGAAGAGAAUAGGAAGAAUUCUAAGGAACCUGCCAUUAUCGUGCCAUCGAGGUACCGACAGCCGUCACCGAACGGCCGUAAGCAGGCUUCGCCGGCACGAAGAGCUUCUCUUUCUCCGGGCAGAAGGUUGUCCGGAGUGAGGGUUUCGCCCAUGGUAACAGGUGUUGCAGAUUCUGCUGGCAAGAAGAAGAUGGCAACUAUUGCUGCUGGGAUUUCGAAGGUUUCGGAAGCCAUUGUUGGGUCAGCUAAGAUAGUUAGGAAGAGCUGGGAUGAGCAACCAGCAGUGCCAGCUGCAUCUGUGGAGCAAAAAGAGAAGACUGUUUCCAAAAAUAAACCAGAUCUGCAAGCGAUUUUGCGUACCCAGGCUGCCAUUUCAAGGCGUUUGAGUGAUGCAAAUGGCCGCAAACCCAAUAGUGAUGAUUCGUCAAGCCAUGAGAAAACAAAAUCUAGCUCACCGGGAGGUUGUCUUAUCCUAGAGAAACCAAGCAGUGCAGCUCUAGGUAUCACUGUUCAUGAAAAGAAAUGGACCGAUGGUAGUGUUAAACUGGAUGCAGUCUCUGCGGACCUUGCCAGACUUGGAAAGGAGGCAAUGCAAAGGAAGGUUCUUGCUUCGAGGGCUGCGGCUGAAGCACUGGAGGAGGCCAUUGCUACAGAGUCUGUUAUAAGGAGUUUAAGCAUGUUUUCAGAACUCUCUUCCUCUUCCAAGGUUGGGAAUCCUUUACCCACCAUUGACAGCUUCUUUUCAAUCUACGAUGAUGUUAUGAGAUCAACUGUGAAUGCCGAAUCAGUUGCCAAUAGCCGCCAUUCUGAAGCACCUCACCUUGAUACACCAACUGAGGAAUCAAGGUCAGUAUCCUUGUGGGUGGAAGCUGCCUUGGCUACCGAUCUUGAAAUAGUUUCCCUCAUAACAAGCCAAGAGAAUGGGGCUUCAUCAACACUGCAGAAAAGUUUGUCAAAACGACAAUCAUUCAGUCCACUCUCCCAAAACAACGUGAAGCCUUGUUCUCCAUUGCCACAAUCCAAUAUUUCUCAUGCUGGGGCAUGGACAAGGGGUCAUGGCAUGCAAAACACGGUUGAGCUUGGAAAUCAGUUGCAAUCCGAGAUGAAAAUGUGGUUUCUUUGGUUUGUUGAGGAGGCCCUGGAUGCUGGUUUUCGGGUGUUUGGCGAGUGUGCUACUGAUGGAGGGAAAUUACCUCUGGACAGUAGCUCCAUUACAGCAGUUUUAUCGCAAUUGAAACGAGUUAAUGAGUGGUUGGAUCGAGUGGUUUCCAGAAGCGAUGAACCUCUCCUCCAAAAGGUUGAUCAGCUAAAGAGAAAGAUCUACGGUUUCGUUAUUCAACAUGUUGGGACAACUUUUGAUAACCCCAUCAACCUUGCUUCAUCUUGAUUUUCGUUUCUUUUUCUUGUUUCUUUUUCUUCUUUGUUUGAAUUUGUUAUUCUGAGUAAGAUUAUGCUUCCUAAUAUAACAGCUUGCAUCAUGUUUCAUGGAAAAUGAUGGUUUUUCGUGUAAAAAUUCAGGUGCACAAGCCUUUUAUGAGAUUGAUUCUUGGGAAUGUUUUAUUUUUUA